ACAUUACGGUUUCGCGUUGCCGGGGAGUGACCUCACAACACAGAGACACAAUGGAGCUGCAGUGACAAUGUAAAUAGACGGUGCCUGUUCUUGCAGCUCACACGGGGCAUUAUUUUAGAGUCUCUCUCACACGGUGCAUGUGAUGGUGAAGAGGUGUUGUUGUGCACAGCGAGAUAACUGUUGUUUCUUUACGGUAACGAGCUUUUUGGGUGAGCCGUGAACCAGCUACGCUAAGCUAAGCUAAGCACCUGGCUGUGUGUGUGUGUGUGUGAUAUUAUAAUACCUGUGCAGCUCACCUGUCUGACACCUUAUUAUCGGCAUUAUCAUGGAGUUUCCCUUUGAUAUCAACCAGCUGUUCUCCGAGAGGGUCUCUGUUUUGGACCAGACCCUUGUUGGAGGUCGUAAAUCAGCAGGAAGGCCGGAUCUUCAAGCCCACAUAGCCACAGUUAUCGAUGAACUUGGGAGAGCCUCGGCAAAGGCCCAACAUCUCCCAGCACCUAUAACAAGUGCGUCCAAGAUGCAGUCCCAGAGACAUCAGCUCUACCUGCUGAAGGACGGAGAGAGCAACGGAGGACGUGGUGUGGCCGUGGGAUUUCUCAAGGUCGGCUACAAGAAGUUAUUUCUGCUUGACUUACAGGGCGUGCACAUAGAGGUGGAGCCACUGUGCGUUCUGGAUUUCUACAUCGCGGAGAACUUGCAGCGACAUGGCUAUGGAAUGGAGCUGUUUGAUUUCAUGCUGCAGCACAAGAAUCUGGAGCCCGUUCUGAUGGCGUACGACAGGCCCUCGCCCAAAUUCCUGUCUUUCCUGGCAAAGCAUUACUGCCUGACACAAAGUGUUCCUCAGGUAAAUAACUUUGUGGUGUUUGAGGGCUUCUUCUUCAACAGAUCAGCGGCCCAGUUGAGAAAGGUUCCCCUAAGAAAGCCAGACGGAGAGAUCAAACCCUACUCUUUAAUGGAGAGAGAAGGGGUACGUCAAGAGCAGAGGACUCUUCCCUGGCCGUUUGCUCCUCCGUAUUCCCCCCAGCGGUCGGUAUCCUCCCAGUACUCCCACUCCCUCAGCGUGGGAUCCUCCCCGAGCAGGGUGCCCACUCGAGCCGCCCCAGCAUCUGCCCCUGGGGGGAGCAACAGGGAUCAGAGCCCACAGUCCCCUCAUAUCGAUCGCUGCAGGGCAAGACGCACCAGCCAACAGGGUCUAGUUGCCAGAUGCAGCAUGUACAGUCGGCACAUGGACAGCAGAGCCGUUGGACUGCUGGACAGAAACUUGGCAGCACCUUGUGCCUCCUCAGGUCUGGGCUCGAUGGGGGAUCAGUCAAAAAACGAACUGCGACACACAGACACACACAGGUUGGCCAGUAUUCACACACCACAAAGCAGGUCCCACCCACCUCCUUCUCUUCCACCUCUGUCUCCAUCCAAGAAGGAUAACAUCUGCAGCCAGACCUCCGUAGACGGCGCAGAGACACACCUGGAUGCAGACGCCGAAGCCCUCGGUGCUAAAGAGGAGAUCAAGGAGGUGUCGGACAGUCCACAGCGUCAAGCGGGAAGCACGGCGAUCAACCGGAGACCUGUGUUGUUGGGGAAGGUGAGCGACAGGAGCAGAGGAGACUGGUCGUGGACAGUAGGAGAGAACUGCUACACCGCCCAGUGGGUGAAGCAGAAGCAGGAGUACAGGAGCACGAGGCCAUGGUGAUCCAGGAGGAAGUCCUGCGAUGACUACCAAACUUUUUAGACAUUAUUUACACUGUGCAAAGAUUCAGUGUGGCCCUUCAGGAGGGGUUCAGGAGCGCUGACGCCAAAUGCUCACUCACGGUGUUUCUGCUUUAAAAGGGCCAUAGUAAUGUCUUUCUUGGUCGGUCUCCAAGAUGAGUCAAACUGGUGCUCGGAGACAAAUAUGGAGCUGACUCCAUCCAACAGCCAUUCAUAAACAUUAGAUUAAAGCUGUAAUAAAGCAGCAAUGUUGUAGAAUUUGAAAAGUUAAGCACAUGGAAACGUGCAAGUCUCUUACAUGGUGAAGUGUGGAAAUAUUUCCCUUUGUAUGCCGAGUAAACUAACCCUUAAAGUCGACUCUUAAAGUAUGAGGAACUGCUCUUUAUCUGAUCUAUUUUUAGAACUGGUAUUUUGGUGCUAAACCGUUUUGUUAGGUCUCAUCCAAACAGAGGAGUAAACACACUAAAUGUGGCUUUUAAUUUAUAUACAAGCGAAUAUUCUGUGAUUAACACGCAGGAUGAUUCAAAGGAAGUCUGGAAAACCUCCAGACGUGUGCUACCUUUCAUAUCAGAGGGUAUAUUUUGAUCCCUGUUCCCUCUGCUGCUUUCAGAACAAUGAACAAAGACU
Molecule: messenger RNA, 2334 nt
Organism: Larimichthys crocea (large yellow croaker)
Lineage: Eukaryota; Metazoa; Chordata; Actinopteri; Sciaenidae
Gene: atat1
Product: alpha tubulin acetyltransferase 1
Exons: 12
Coding region: 326-1690 (454 amino acids)
Biological process (GO): alpha-tubulin acetylation
Cellular component (GO): microtubule
Molecular function (GO): tubulin N-acetyltransferase activity
Source: RefSeq, a predicted model, not a curated record